UUCGUGAUCAUGACAACAGUGCUCGUGACGCUGAUGUUGUUAUAAUUUGAACCCGUCCUUUUCACAUCAAGUUUUCUUGGGCUUUUGACUUAAAGGGCUGUAUGAGACAGUUGCUGAUUGCUUGAAAUUUUUUCGUGAAAAUGGACGAUGGCUAUGAUAAUCAAGAAUGGGGAGAGAGUUCGGGAAUGAGAGGGUCGUCGGAGAUGGGAGAUUCUGACAAUGAAGACACCUAUAUGGAAAAUCCUGCUGAAGUUUUGGAGGAAUGUCUCCAAACGUUCAAGACGCAAGACUACAUCAUGGAGCCAGGCAUUUUCAAUCAAUUGAAGAGAUACUUCACAGUUGGUGGUAGUCCAGCCCAUGUUAUCGAACUUCUCUCCCAGAAUUACUCAGCCUCUGCCCAGAUGGCUAAUCUGAUGGCAGAAUGGCUCAUUUUAGCUGGGGCAACAAUCAAUGAUGUACAAUCAAUGGUUGAAAACCAUCUGAAGGAAAUGAUCAUAAAAAUGUUUGACCCCAAGAAAGCAGAUACUAUUUUCACUGAGGAGGGAGAAACCCCUGCUUGGUUGACUGAAAUGAUUGAGCAUCCUACCUGGAGGUCACUAGUUUAUAAAUUGGCUGAGGAGUACCCUGACUGCCUUAUGUUGAAUUUUACAAUUAAGUUGAUAUCAGAUGCGGGAUUUCAAGGCGAAAUUACCAGUAUAUCUACUGCUGCGCAGCAAAUCGAAGUGUUUUCUAGGAUUCUAAAGACGUCAGUUGGCCAGUACUCCGAGAGCAAUGACGAUGAUAGACAAAAGCACAUUCAAGAAUGCGCUCGGAUGAUUUGUCAUGGUCAACAUACCUUCGUGUACAGCGAAGUACUGCUAAAUGUUUUGUCACAAGAACCUAAAGGAGGUCCAUCAAUCAAGAGGCUAUCCCAAGAAAUUACCCGUCACGCGAUUCAAUCGGGUCAUAACGUCACAGCCAUAAUUAUGGGUCUUAACGGUUCAGCUGCACACCCACGCGCCAGUCAAGCCUUAUCCUCAAUGUUAUCUCGCAAUGCUUUAAAUCCCGCUGACAUUACCAAUUUAUAUAAACUGUAUUCGGCAACUGAUCCCCCACCUGUGGAAUUGAUUCGUUUACCACAGUUCAUGGAGUUACUUCUUGAUUCCUUGUUCAAGCCUGGAGUCAAGCUAAAUCCUGAGCAUAAGUCGAAAUACAAUUAUCUUCUCGCUUACGCUGCUAGCGUGGCUGAGGUGUAUAAAAAGAACCAAAGGAAGAACACCAAUCGGGAUGAACUAAAAGCCACGAUGCAGGCUCUUGAGAAGGCUCAUCAAGUAUGUACCACAGCAAAAGGCUCGACUGAACUGAUAGCUGAGCUCGGAACUCUGUAUCAAUACAUCCGCUUUCCUGUUGUCUCCAUGGGCGUAUUUCGCUGGGUUGAAGCAACUGUGCUUGAACCUUCCUACUUUAAACUGAGCACUGAACAUACUCCUGUUCAUCUGGCUCUACUGGAUGAAGUAGCUGCAGUAAAUCCUUUACUCCACCCAAACAUUCUUGACCUGUUGGUUCGGCUCUUUGAGUCGAGACAGGACGAGUUGGAGAUUCUUGUUCAACUUGAAAUGCGUAAAAUGUUGCUUGAUCGUAUGGUCAAUCUUUUGACGCGUGGUUAUGUCGUACCUAUCGUCAAGUACAUCAAACAAUGCUGGCAGAGAGGUGACACCGAUAUUUCACUGAUUCGGUACUUUGUAACGGAGGUACUCGAAUCUAUUGCUCCACCCUAUACAUCUGAAUUUGUCCAACUGUUCUUGCCAAUGGUUGAAAAUGAAGAAAUUACUGGGACCAUGCGUGGUGACAGUGACAGUGACCUUGUUUCCGAUUUCAUAGUGUAUUGUAAGGCCAAUUACGUCGUCGUUUCCUAACAUAUUGCAGAUCGUCCAAGAAAAUGUAUGUUUCCGAUUAUCGUAGCAAUUUUACUCGAUACGGAUAUGACUUGUUAAAUUUUUUUUUUUUUUCAUUUUUUAUUUUUAUUUGCUCAAAAAAUAAAUUGACCGAAUUGCUGAUGAUCAAGUGGUACCACUGGAGAUGUUGGUCUGUGCUGAGCGAGCAAAAUGAACAACAAGGGGCUUACCUUGCAGCAUAACUCCAUUCGUCUCGUUAAGGGCUUCUCUGGCUCGAUCUACAUUUGGAAGGGUGAUAAAAGCCUGACCUUUCAUCCUACCUUCAGUCAUAAGGCGAAUAUCGAACCUAAAUAAAAGAAAAAUAAACAACUGCUGAAUUGCCACCUCAAGCCCUGUCUUUGCAACUUACAUGUUGCGUUCUUCUUCUGAAGUCCAUAAGACAUAACGACCAAAGAUGUGCUUCAAAUCGGAUUCUUUAAUGGUUUUCGCUAAAUUCUUCACGUAGAGCCGUGAACCAGGAACUCCAGCCGAAUAGUUCUUGAAAACGGGAAGUAGCUUCAUUUCUGUGAAUAAAUAAUUCUAUUACUAUGCUUAUUUACUAGGCUUGAAUGGUUUUAACCUUCUUCUUGAAGUCUGUUGAUUUGAAGUUUUCUUUUUGAAAUGAAUUCAUAAUUGUCGUCAUCAGA
Messenger RNA from Daphnia carinata, 2560 nucleotides. It is a transcript of the gene TH1, whose product is annotated as negative elongation factor D-like. The record is from RefSeq and is a predicted model, not a curated record. Gene Ontology annotation, biological process: negative regulation of transcription elongation by RNA polymerase II. Gene Ontology annotation, molecular function: RNA binding. NCBI's taxonomy places the organism in Eukaryota, Metazoa, Arthropoda, Branchiopoda, Diplostraca, Daphniidae. The coding region runs from base 141 to 1895 and encodes 584 amino acids. The transcript is spliced from 11 exons. Gene Ontology annotation, cellular component: NELF complex; nucleus.